AUGGUGGAAGUGUUCGCCGGCCGCAUUCUACUCAACAAAGACGGUAACUUCGUGGAUCCUGAGGAAGCGCUGAGAAACAAGGUGGUGGGCAUCUACUUCUCAGCAGGAUGGUGCCCUCCGUGCCGCGACUUCACACCGGUGUUGUGCGACUUCUACACGGAGCUGGUUGAGGAGGGCGAACCCCCUGCGCAGUUCGAAGUGGUCUUUGUGUCGUCAGACAAGUCCACCGACGACAUGGUUGAAUACUUCCACGACAUGCACGGUGACUGGCUGGCUCUGCCCUGGACGGACGACUACAGGCUCGAGCUGACGAAGCGCUACAACAUCACGGCCGUGCCCAGGCUAGUGAUCGUGAAGGAAAACGGCGAAGUAAUCACGGACAAGGGCCGAAAGCAGAUCAGAGACAGGGGUUUGGCCUGCUUCCGGACCUGGUUGGACGCAGCUGAAAUCUUCCAGAACUUUAAAGGCUAG
Molecule: messenger RNA, 471 nt
Organism: Nerophis lumbriciformis (worm pipefish)
Lineage: Eukaryota; Metazoa; Chordata; Actinopteri; Syngnathiformes; Syngnathidae
Source: RefSeq, a predicted model, not a curated record